Molecule: messenger RNA, 940 nt
Organism: Daphnia carinata
Lineage: Eukaryota; Metazoa; Arthropoda; Branchiopoda; Diplostraca; Daphniidae
Exons: 3
Coding region: 51-641 (196 amino acids)
Source: RefSeq, a predicted model, not a curated record
UUGGUCAGUCGCGCGAUUGACAUCGACACCAAACACUAGCAGCAAGCGCCAUGCAACGUCACGCAGCGCACACGUCCUUCUAUCUCUGCCUGUUGUCCAGCUGCUUGGUUCUUACGGUCAACGCGGUGCCCGUCCCGAACACAGGGAAACCAUCCACUCAGACGGCUGGCGAAGAAAGUUCCAGUUUCGGCAUCCCGUAUGAAUUUCCUGAUGAUUAUUCAAUCAGUCUGGAGGAAGCACUUGCCACCCGGAAGGAGUUUGCCAGUGCGGCAAUUCUGAAGAUGGUCACGGACAUCAUGAACGAGGUUGCACAAGGCAAGCGAGUACGAGAAGAGAUGAUGGAGGCAAUAGAAGAUCUGCAGGGCAGGCUGAAAGGUCAACACGAACAAGACGUGAUCCAGAUUCCGCUGGAUACGACGGGCCAACAUGUACGUGACGACAGCAGGCGAUCAGAGUCCAAAGAGAAGAGACCCAAGUCCUGCAGAGAUCUACAAAAGGCUGGCCAUUCACUCAGUGGAUUUUACCUCGUCAGAGGAAAGGCUCAGCAACGAGUGGACGUUGUCUUUUGCCCGUUUAGCAACGACACCGAGAACGAUAAUUCGUUAGUCGUUGAAGAAGCCAUUGAAUUUGUUGCAGCCUAGGAUAUCAUGCAUACACACACACAAAAGAGGCAAAUCUCCCAUAUACAUAUAUAAAUAUAUCUAAAGCAAAUUUAUUUUGACAUGCAUUGUUAUUAUUAAUUGGAUGGUGACGCGCUGACGUUUUAAACCCACUUAGUUUGCAUACCGACUGUUGUUCGGAGCUGGAUCGUACAUGUAUUUUGUGGCUCGUAUAAGAAGAUUCGCAUUAGUAUUCAGUCAUUAUUUUGAAAAAAAAUACCGUUUCUUGUUCUGUUUUUAUUUGUUUCUCAACUGAAUACAAACUAUUUGACGUUGUUAAA